Molecule: messenger RNA, 6261 nt
Organism: Bubalus bubalis (water buffalo)
Lineage: Eukaryota; Metazoa; Chordata; Mammalia; Artiodactyla; Bovidae
Exons: 2
Coding region: 223-1449 (408 amino acids)
Biological process (GO): toll-like receptor signaling pathway; inflammatory response; immune response
Cellular component (GO): membrane
Molecular function (GO): transmembrane signaling receptor activity
Source: RefSeq, a predicted model, not a curated record
CUGACGUCAGGGGGCGGGGGUCAUGGCCGAGGGGGCGGAGCCUACACUCAGGGAGGAAGCGAAGCCCCGCCCCGCCCCGUCCGCUCCCCGGCCCCUUUGGGUAGGCGCGCGGGGACACGGCCCGGGCUGUUUCUGCGAGGCCGUGCGUGGCCAGCCGUCCUGAGCCCACAAAGCGACCAGGUGUGUCUCCCAGGAACCAGAGGCAGACCUGGGGCAGCACGCAUGGGUUCCUGUGCCGGGGAGGAAGGCGUGGCCCCGGCCAUCCCCCCGCUGAGGCCUUGCGAUCAGUUCCACCUGUUUGUGAGCUACAGCAGCGUGGACGCCGUGUGGACCCACAGGCUCACUGGCCGCCUGGAGGCCGAGCUCCCGGGGCUGAAGGUGUGCCUGCACGAGCGGGACUUCACGCCCGGCAGGAACGUGCUGGAGAACAUGGCAGGCUGCAUCCAGCAGAGCCAGAAGGUGCUGCUGGUGCUGAGCGAGGACUUUGUGCAAAGCCGCUGGUGCCUCCUGGAGGCCGACCUGUCCCUCGUGGGCUCCUGCCUGGAGAGGAAGCCGGUCCUCCCCGUCCUGCUGCGGCCCUGCCGGGUCCCACUGCAUCUCAGCCACCUGACCUACCUGGAGGCCACAGAUGGCCGCUUCUUCCAGAAGCUGGUGCAGCUCCUGUGCACCCCCAGCCAGCACCUGGCGCGCCCCCCGGCCCUGCGCUCGGCCCCCGUCCUCUACAGCGGGAAGGCCCUGCUGACCCUGGACUGCAUCAACAGGGACAGCCUGCCCUCGUGGAAGGUGGGCAGCUUCAGCACGCUGGCCGUGCCGGACCCCUUGAAGGAGGUGCUGGAGGACCCUGAGCUGUACAAGCAAGCCGUGGGCAUCCUGAAUGGUGUGCGCUCGCCCCGCUGCUGCCUGCGUUACCUGGGCUGCAGGGUCAUUCUCGCCAUAGUCCUGAUUUUCCUCUCUGUGGUUUCGGUGUUCUUACCCUUGGUCUUGGGGCUCCGGGAGCUCCACCCAGCUCAGAGGUUCCUCGUAAUCAGCGCCAAUGCAUUUUUCUGCCCCUUUUUCAUGAUCUUAAGCGUCAACACCCUGUGCUGGCUCCGAAGGUCUUCCAAGAAGACCCUGCGGGAGCUGGCGCGCCGCGUCGGGGAGGCCAACCUGCUGCUGGCGCCGCACUCGGUGCUCAUGGGCUGCGAGACCAAGAACAAGCUCCACUUCGUGUAUGUGCUGCUGGGCGACUGCAAGCAGACCUUCCUGGGCGCCCCCGAGGGCGAGGCCGCGUUCCAGGAGGCCAUCCUGCGGUUUGCAUCCAGCUAUGCCUGCUGCCUCGCCCAUGCGCACUUCCCCCACUGGGAGGAGGCCGCGGGGGCCCCGGGCCACCUAGAGGUGGGCCCGUGCUUCUGCCAGUUUGUGUCUCUGCAGCUGAGGAGACUCGGGGGGGUCGGGGUGAACCCCGUGUGAUGGUCUGAGGGCAGAGGCGGGGCCCCUUGCUGGACACCCGGCUGCCCCUGGGGGUCCCUGCGGCCUGGGCUGCCCUGAGCCCUGGGGGGUGCACACAGGCAUCUCCCCACGGUCCACUGUGCGCCCCGCACGGUCAGACCCAGCUGACUGCAGGCUCCCCUCCAGCUGCCCCAGCCCCUCCACUGCGGACCUGGGGCUGGCAGUGGGCGUGUCUUGGGCCGCUGCGCCCUCUCUGGAGCGGAGGCGUCCGCAGAGGGCUGGCGUCUCCCAGCCCACUGCCCCCGGAAGUGGGCUUCUCUUCUGCGGACCCAGUUACUCCCCGGAAGAAUGGCCUGGGCGUGGGGACGGCAGGGUGGCACCUGAGGGCCCUGUCUGAACUGCGAUGCCCCAUCGUUCUGCGUGCAGCCAGGAAGCGGGACUCUGGCCCAGGCCCCCGAGGUCCCUACACACCAAGGCAGGACCGCGGAGGUGUGCAGUGGACCUCGGUCUCUGCCCUGGCUUCAGUUUACCGAUCUGCAGGUGAGCAGCUGGCAUCCAAGUCCAGUGCUGGGCAAAUGCUCCUGCCCUCCUCUGGGAGCCCGUGGUCCACAGCCGGGUGCGGUGCUGGCAAGGGCUCGGCUAAGCCCCGCGUGGUAUCGCGGCUCCACAGCCACUCUGACCGGGUAGACUUGCAGUCCAUCAAGCGCAGCCCAGGACGGCAGCCCCUCAAGGGGCCUGCCCAGCCGCCCUGAGCCACAGCGCCCUCCCUCCCAGGCCUGCCGGCAUCCCUUAGAGGAAGCCUCCAGAGUGGACCCGGCCCCACCCAACCCAGCCCAGCCAAGGGACCCUGAAGCACUCUCCCUACCCCCGACUCAAGCCCGUGCUCUGGUCCCAACCGCCCGCCCCUGCGGGAACUCGCUUUCCUGUCUCAUCGUCCCCUGUGGUCUGUCGAACUGGAGGCCGGCUCCAGGCUUCACGGGUCACCUUGGUUCUGGAGCUGGGGUGGCACAAGAAGGGUUCCCCAGAGGAGACUGGCCAGCGUGUGAGGGCCCCGAAGAGGAGGCUCUGGGCCAGGGGCAGCAUGAGCAAAGGCGCCGGGCAGGAGGGCCCCGACCUCGGGGGCCCUGUGACGGGCUCCGCCACAGCCUCUCCCUGGCCCAUGGGACCUGCAGCCCCUGCACGGGGCUGAUGGGGGAGCAGUGUGGCCAGGACGCGGCGAUGGAUGCUACCCAGAGGGGGCACAUCCUGUGAGCCCUGAGCUCACUGAAUGGCCUUGGUCCCAGAACAUUCCAGGGGGACAGCGGUGAAGCAGCUGGACCCCCCCCCACCCCCGAGGGUCCCAACACCUGGCCUCUCAGAUGCCCAAGGCAAGGUCGCUGUUGGGCCUCACGUGGAGAAGGAACCUCAAGGAGCAGUGGGGGCUCCUGUUGCCUUCCAGGGAGGCCCCCCGCCCCCAACAACUCCACUGGGUCCUCUGUCCCUGGCAAAGUCUCAGCACAUGGCCGUCACACCAGCUCCAGACCAGAACUGACUCCUAGAUCGCACAGGUGGCACCCACAGGCCACACUGGCCUCACCUGACCAGCCCGAGGGUCCAUUCAGUGCCCAGGGUGUCUGUACCAGAGAGCACAAGCCCUGGGUGCAGAACCGGGCAAAUGGUUGCCCUUUCGUGCCAGACUCUUGGUUCGCAGCACUGGGAGCCGGGGCCAGGGCUGGGGGCGGGGGCCCGAGGCCCCGCUGUGGGCACACACACACACGUAUGCAUGCCCGUGGCCCUGUGGCUCCUGAUGGCAGCGGCAUUCCUACCCUGUAGUGCCAAGCCAUGGCAGACAGGCAAAAAGAAGGGUAGUCUGUCACUUCAAGAGGCUGAGAUUUUUCAUCAUGAAUUAGCACAUUUGUGCAACAAGAAAGAGAAAACGUUUAAACGAGCCGUUCCACGGAAUGGUCUCUCACAGGCGUGUGGGAAAUCCCAGCCACUUUUGGACUGUGUGGGGGCAGGUAGGCCCUGCCGUAGCCAGCCCUGGGGGCUCUAUGGGGCUCUUGGGGCUUGGCCGCCCCACUCCUGUUCCUGUGCAGAUCCUGCCGUCGAGGUGGGGCAGCAUCAGGUGUGGGGGUGUUAGAUCUGGAGGAGUGGUCCCCCGAGAGUGCCCCUGGUUUCCAGGGUGUUGGGGGCCCCCAGGAUGGUCAGCCUCCAACACAGCUCCCUACUCCAGGGCUGCAUGACCCAGGCCUGCUGCUCCAGGAUACCAGGACCCCUGCCCACCUCUCCGCAGCCUGGACCCAGGGCUGCCCAGGGUCACACUGCCUGCUGUGGCCUCCAAGCCUCACCACCAGCACCAGUGGCUAGAGGGUGGGGCACCCGGGAGUGGAGUACUCACGGUGGAAGUAGGAGGAGAGGACCCCCAGUGGCCCAGGACAGCACCCCGACCCCCACUCUGGGCAGGUGAGGGAUCUUUGUGGGCAGACGCCCUGGGAAGCGCUUCUGCUGGGCCUGGGGCUAGCUCUCAGUGAGGUGACAGGCAGGGGGGCGCUGAGGCUUUGCCCAGUGCUGGGAGCCCCUCACAAGGCUGCUGGUCACCAGUCUGGCAUGCCACCUGCUGGGGUGCACCCCGCGGACUCUGCCGAGACCCCCACCUUGGCCCUGAGGUUUCCCAUGAGACAAAAGAGGAAGGCGGCCACAUCCUGUGACCCCUUAUCCCAGCUCAGGCCUGGAUUCAGCAGUCGUGACCUGGGACUCUGAGUGAUCAGGUCCCUGGGCCCCAUAGGAUCCUCCAGGGGCUUUUAGGACCCCUGAUAUUCCCCAAGGUUUUCUAGGCCCCUCCACUGACCCUCCACCUGGCUGAACUCUGCCCUGUGGGUCAGGUGAGCCUUACCAGGGGUGGUUGGGAUGAACCAGAGCUGUCCUUGCCAUAAUCUUCACCCAAGGGGACAGGGAGGUGGGAUUCGGCCUGAAGUCAGCAGAGGGCUGUCCUGCACCUGCUCUGGGUGUCCUGGGCACUGUGUCGAGGCCAUGAACCAGAGUCCUCUCCCCAGAGGUCCAUCCCAAGGGGGAGACUUGGGUGGGGCCUGGAGGCAUCAGGUGAAGCUGGGACAGAGAGGGCAGGUCCCAGCUGCCUUUCUAGACAGUCCCCACGGGUCUCAGGGUCCAGCCGUAGCUGAGAGACAUCUUGGCCAAGAAGACAGCUGGGCUGCCUGGCACUGCGGGGGUCCACACAGGUGACUGGGCUGCUGUGAGGACAAGCAGCAGCGGGGGUGGGGGUCCCCUGCAGGAUGCCUUUGAUGGGGGUGGGGUGCAAAAGGCACCCUGGAGCUGGGAGCUGGCAGGGUGACCCUAGGGGCUUGGGAAGCCUGGCUCCAGAGCGAGUGGCCCAUAUGCCCAGGCAGACCCUGCUCCAGCACCCCAACUUGGGGGGGCUUGCCCAGGUCCUAGUUUUACAGACAAGGAGACUGAGUUUCGGGGGGCUGGCCCCAGAGACUGCACAGCUCCACACCACCAGGGUAGGGCUGCAGCCAACUCCUGCUGCUGGCCCAGGUCCCUGCCUCAUGGUCCUGGCUGCAGGGUGAGUGGCAGGAAACCGGAGGGGGGAUAUCCCACCUGUGGAUGUGGCCACUGGCCGGCAGGUUUGGGAGUCCCCGUCCAACACCCCAGGCAGCUGACCCUCUGCCAGCCCCUACCCUCUGUGUGUGUGUGUGUGUGUGUGUAGGGAGCUGCAUUGUUGACGCCUGGGGGGGAGGUGGGAGUGCGUGUGCACACACUGUUGGCAUGUGAGCGUGUGCCUGUGUGCAUGCAACUGUGUACCCUUGGGCUCUGCAUCCAAGGAUUAAACCAAUUCCCCAUCAGAAAUACUCAAAAAAAAAAAAAAAAAAAUUCCAGAACGUUCCAAAGAGCAAAACUUGAAUUUGUCAAGCUGGUAACUAUCUACAUAGUAUUCACAUGGUAUUAGGUAUUAUAAGUAAUCUAGAGAUGAUUUCAAGUAAGCGGGGGGAUGUGUGUAGGUUACAUGCCAAUAUUACACCAUUUUCUAUAAAGGACUUGAGCAUCCUUGAAUUUUGGUGCCCACAGACUUCACUAUCUGUGGGUGGGGGGGUUGGUCCUGGAACCAAUCCCUGAAGCACCAAGGGACGACUGUAUGUGUGCAUGUGAGUGUGUGCACACGUGUGCACACGGGACCCUGGAAAGGUCACUACCACAUCGUAGCGUGGGGGGCAGGGGAGGCGGGCGGAGGGGACGGUCCUGGCUGCCUUGUUCUACUAAAGAGUCUGCACUGCAGGCUGGGCCUACCGCAGGGGGCCCGGCAGGCCACCCCAAGCCAGGUCCCAGCCCACACCCUGACGCAGGCCGGAACCCACAGCCCUCUUGGUCUGAGUCCAUCCCGGAAGCGUGUCCUGGAGCCAGCAGGGUGCUGCCUGCCCCGCGCGUGAGCCCGUUGGGCUGAGGGAGCCCACAGGAUGUGCGGGGGAGGGGGGGGCCCUGUUGUGUCUCUCUCAGCUUAGGUGCACCCAAGGGGGUGAGGGAAGCAUCAGUUCAUGAUAUUUGCUACUGAAAACCCAGGAAAGCCUUAAGAGGAUAUAGCACAGGUGAAUUGUUUUAAUUUGAAAUGGUUUAAAUUUCAUCUCAACACCCUUGGGUUUUAAUUCUAGGAGGUGAAGGAAUUUCAGUUUAAGAUCUGAUUCUGACCUUGUGGUGUUAGGCGGUGUCCUGAGAAGCAGGCUGUUAAAACGUUCAAAGAUUCCUGGGGUUUGAAACCCUUAGGAAAUCUAAUUAAUGAAGUUUGUCUCUUUGGGGAAAUGUCUUAAAAAGUUCAGAGGGAUUAAAUAUACUAAAUGGAUAAGA